Xyrauchen texanus (razorback sucker) is the source of this 1655-nucleotide messenger RNA. RefSeq names its product proheparin-binding EGF-like growth factor. Bases 151 to 807 code for a protein of 218 amino acids. The transcript has 6 exons. The record is from RefSeq and is a predicted model, not a curated record. NCBI's taxonomy places the organism in Eukaryota, Metazoa, Chordata, Actinopteri, Cypriniformes, Catostomidae. Gene Ontology annotation, biological process: positive regulation of mitotic nuclear division; epidermal growth factor receptor signaling pathway; positive regulation of cell population proliferation.
UCUCAACUCGCCGCGACACAACGCACGAGACUCUUGACACAGUUUCCAGCACGCGCAUUUGCGUCCACAACGCGGACGGUGCUGGAGGCAGGCAGCUACUGUGACACCAACUUAUGAUCUUUUAAUCUUUGGAACUAACUAAAAAGGAAUAUGGAUACAUUACGAUUUGGGAUCCUUCUCAUUCAUUGUCUUGUGUUACUCAAUGUGUGCAGUAGCGCCUCUAUGGACAGGUAUGAGAGCGCCAAGCCCAGAACAGUGGUUAACCACUUACACACCCUUGAGGAAACACGCAGGACAGGUCACCACGAGGUUGAUAGGGUGUCGCACUUGGAUCUUUAUGAUCAAGAUGAAGAUUAUUUCUCUGGGGAUUAUGAACCCUAUCAGCCUAGAGUGGCAUUUUCCACAAAACCCAAAAAUCCGUUGAUGAUGCCCAUUACUGAGAACAAGAGAAAAGGCAGAAGGAAGGGCAAAGGAAAGGGCAAGGGGAGGAAGAACCCCUGCCUGGGGGAAUACAAAGACUUCUGCAUUCAUGGAGUGUGUCAGUAUCUGAAGGAUUUGCGCACUCAUUCUUGUGUAUGUGAAGGAGGUUAUUCAGGGGAGAGGUGCCACCUCUUCACACUACCAGUAGCUAAAGAGGAGCAACGUUACAGCCGGACCACAGCUCUAGCUGUCAUAGCAGUGGUCUUGUCGCUCAUGUGUCUCACCAUCAUUUGUAUUUUGCUGGCGCUUCAGUAUCACAAAAAAGGUGAUGUUGAUGUGGAACGUGAAGAAAAGUGCAAACUUGAGGCAACAUCAGAACGGCAGUGAUGAGAGGAGAAAGGACAUACGACACAUGCAGAGAAAAGAUUAUGGCUGAGGAUUCAACUUCAUGUCCUGCUGGGGAUUGGCAACCCCCCAUAUGCGAUAGCUGGCAUAAAGGAUGUUUUGAACACUGGUUCCGUGUGUGGAACAACGACCUUCGCUCUUCUGCACCUGGAGAACAUAUAGAAAGAACUGUGUGCUUGAAAGGAACUGAAGUCCCUGAUGAAUGUAGUGCAACCUUUUAGCUGCAUCAAGAUGUGCUCUCAAGUUUGUGUUUUUUUUUUUUUUUUUGCUUAUUUAUUUUCUAAAGGGUGUUUCUCCAUCCCGACGGUCUAGAGUACUGUGUGAAUGCCACACACCUUCUGUAAUUAUUUAUUUAUAGUGUAUUGGUUAUUUAUUAUGAUAUGUAACCGUUGUGUUUACUGAUUGCACUGUAAGUUUUAUAAAUGUGUUUUUAAUAUACAAAUAUUUAUUGUUGAUGGAUACAAUAAUGUUCAGAGGACUGUUAUGGUUGAGUGAAGAUGCAUCACAGUCUAUCACCUAUAGAAGACCCUAUUUGUGUUGAAGUUUUUAUAACCUUAUAACUAUACUGUGAAAAUGCAGACUUGUGAAGAUUUAAAAAUGCAAUUGGGGAAAUCAUGUACUUUGUGGAGAUGUCAAACACACAAGGCUUUUGUAUACUUGGUUGGUCUUUUAUAGAGUGUGUAUUACUGGGGAAAGUGUUGCUUAAGUGAAUAAAAUUGAAAAUAUUUAUCAAAGUAUUUUUACAGCUUGUUCUGCAUAAAAUAACACCAUUUCAGUGACUAAUCUCAAACAACAGUAACCAAGUAAUGUUUUACUUAAAUAAAUUCUUG